GGAAAUGAGAGCACGCCCCCAUGUUCUCCGGCGUCCCCUGAGAAUGACUGGCUGCGGCGAUACAGUUACGGCCCAUGGACUAUUAUAGGUAUGAAACUGAGCGGCAACACCAUACCGAUGCGGUUCAUAAACAGUAGCUAGGUAGGCGCAGUCCAGCGAACUAUACAGCCGAUAAAAUGGCGGAGGAAGUUGAUUGGAAGGGGCGAAUAAUUUUAGCAUUAACUGAAAGAAAUAAAUUGCAACAAUACUUCUUUAAAGAUAUUGUUUUAUCACAGAAUAGAUUAUCUGAGAAUGCCUCUGUUAUCAAAUCAAAGCUAUCAGAACAAGAACAUCAAAUUUUUCAACUGAAACAGGAAACUCUUGAGCUCCAAGGAAAGCUUGCUCUGGGAAGUGGAGCAGGCAUUGCUGGUGCUGUUGCAAAUGAAAAAAUUAUGAGUUUAGAACAGAAAAUUUACCGUUUACAAGAAGAACUUACAGAACAACACAGAAAUAGAGGAGAGCAUGCAAAUCAAAUAAUUGAAUUAACAAAUCAGGUUAAACUAAAAGAUGAACAGCUAUCAUUCAAGGAAGCACAGCUUCUCGAUUCACAAAAUAAUUUAGAGGCAAUGAGUAUAGAAUCAAAACGAAUUCAAGCAUCAAUGGCAGAACUUGAGGAAACUAGCCAGUGCCUGAAAGAUGAAUACCAAGCAUUACAAUUGCUGUAUAAUUCAAUUGAAGUAAAACUACGGAAAACGCAAGAGGAAAAUCAACAACUGGUUGAAAGAUGGAUGAAAGAGAAAGCAAUCGAUGCAGAUAAAAUUAAUUCUGAAAAUGAACAACAAGCGAAAUUACGUCAAGAAAAGAUGCAACGUGAAUUGAAUGAUGCAGCGAAAGAGUCAGUAGGAUUCAUCCAACGACUCACAAAGACGUUAAGCCAUGAUAUACCGCUGGAUACGGUGGACAUCGGCAUAACACCACCUCCGUUCGCCUACGUUACAUCUAUUCCUGACAAUCCACGAGUAUCUCUUGAUGCACACGAUGGCGAAGUUUUGAGCACCCAAUUUAGUCCUUCGGGAAAAUACGUGGCAACAGGGGGAUCUGACAGAAGAGUGAAAAUCUGGGAAACUGGACGAGGCCAUUUGAGUGAAUCAUCAGUUUUGCACGGCUGUAAUGCUUCUAUUUUAUGCGUUCGUUUUGAUAUUCAGGAAAAGUUAAUUUUAGCAACCUCGAACGAUAAAGCGUGUAGAAUUUGGACGAUUUCAGACCAACGAAUCCGGCAUACUCUGACGGGGCAUUCUGAGAAGGUGCUUGCGGCUAGGUUUCUCGGUGCAGACAGCAGUAAGAUUGUUUCUGGUAGCCACGACAGAACGUUGAAAAUUUGGGAUCUACGAAGUAAAGUUUGUACAAAAACAAUAUUUGCAAUGUCAAGUUGUAAUGAUUUAAUUGCCAGUGACCUAACUGGCACAAGCAUAAUAAGUGGACAUUUUGAUAAGAAAAUUCGAUUUUGGGACAUAAGGUCCGACUCUAACACGAAUGAGAUACAGCUCCCUGGAAAAGUGACAUCAUUAGAUCUAGCUCCAGAUAUGAAUUCUCUGUUGGUAUGUACAAGAGAUGACUCAUUAAAGUUAAUUGACCUCAGAAGGAACCAAGUUGUUUCAACCUACAGAGCCGAAGGGUUCAAAGUCGCGUUUGACUGGACUAGAGCAUGUUUCAGUCCUGAUGUGCAGUUCGUUAUGUGCGGCUCAUACGACGGUGGUGUCUACGUUUGGAAUGCAAGGACUGAUAAAUUGGAGAAAACUUUACGUGAGCACAAAAGUUCAGUUGUGGCUUGUGCGUGGCAUCCAAAUGGCUCGAGCUUAGUCACAUGCGACAGAAAUAAACAUCUCAUUAUGUGGACGGAUAUAUGAUGACGUCAUUAUACGAAAUUAGAAUUUUCACUGGAGAAGCAAUGAAGGUCUUUGUGAUAUUCCAUAUAAAAGAAUUAUUUGUUAAUCAGUACCUUUUAUAGUCGAAUCUAAGGUGACAACGUGCCAACGUACUCACUUUUAUAGGAGUAAAGAAAUUAUUAUUUUUUAUACCAUGGCUGCACGUUUCUGUGAAUAGAAAUAAUUGAAAUAAACAGUGCAAGAAUGUAA
This is a messenger RNA of Rhopilema esculentum, 2114 nucleotides long. Its product is annotated as autophagy-related protein 16-1. Gene Ontology annotation, molecular function: protein-membrane adaptor activity; protein binding. Lineage: Eukaryota; Metazoa; Cnidaria; Scyphozoa; Rhizostomeae; Rhizostomatidae. The record is from RefSeq and is a predicted model, not a curated record. Gene Ontology annotation, biological process: autophagosome assembly. Gene Ontology annotation, cellular component: autophagosome membrane; phagophore assembly site membrane; Atg12-Atg5-Atg16 complex.